AUGUCGGAGCGGGAGGAGCGGCGCUUCGUGGAGCUGCCCCGGGACUCGGUGCGGUUGAUGGCGGAGAGCACCGGGCUGGAGCUCAGCGACGAGGUGGCGGCGCUGCUGGCCGAGGACGUCUGCUACCGCCUGCGGGAGGCCACGCAGAACAGCUCCCAGUUCAUGAAGCACACCCGGAGGCGGAAGCUGACGGUGGAGGAUUUCAACCGGGCGCUGCGCUGGAGCAACGUGGAGGCUGUGUGCGGAUACGGCUCCCAGGAUGCGCUGCCCUUCCGGGCCAUCAAGGAAGGGGAGUUGUACUUCCAAGAGGAUCGCGAGGUGAACCUGGUGGAGCUGGCGCUGGCCACCAACAUCCCCAAGGGAUGCGCUGAGACGGCCGUGAGGGUGCACAUCUCCUACCUGGAUGGAAAAGGCAACCUGGAGCCACAGGGAGCCGUGCCCAGCGCCGUGUCCACACUGACCGAUGACCUGCUCAAGUACUACCAGCACGUCACCCGCGCGGUGCUGGGCGAUGACCCCCAGCUGAUGAAGGUGGCCCUCCAGGACCUCCAGACCAACUCCAAGAUCGCCGCGCUCCUGCCUUACUUCGUCUACGUGGUCAGCGGGGUGAAAUCCGUGAGCCACGACCUGGAGCAGCUCAACCGGUUGUUGCACAUCGCCCGGAGCCUCAUCCAGAACCCCUUCCUGUGCCUCGGCUCCUACGUGUGCAGUCUGAUCGCCAGCGUCAUGUACUGCGUCCUGGAGCCCUUGGCCGCCUCCAUCAACCCCCUCAACGACCACUGGACCCUCCGGGACUACGCUGCCAUGCUGCUCAGCCGCAUCUUCUGGACUCACGGUGAUUUGGUGAGCGGCCUCUACCACCAAAUCCUCCUCUCGCUCCAGAAGGUUCUGGCUGACCCAGUGCGCCCGCUCUGCUCCCAUUACGGCGCCGUGGUGGGGCUGCACGCCUUGGGGUGGAAGGCCGUCGAGCGGGUGCUGUACCCGCAUCUCCCCACCUACUGGACCAACCUCCAGGCGGUCCUGGAUGAUUACUCGGUCUCCAACGCCCAGGUCAAAGCCGAUGGGCACAAAGUCUAUGGAGCCAUCCUGGUGGCUGUUGAGCGACUCUUGAAGAUGAAGGCUCAACAAGCACCGGUGCCCAGCGCCGAUCCGCGCCACGAGGGUUCACCGCGGCACAGCCCCAAGCAGGACCCGGAGCUUGGCUUUGGCCUCGGGCGCCCCUUCCUGCAGUUGGGGGGCGGCAGCGGGGGGCCCCCAUCUUCCUCGUCCUCCUCCUCCUCCUCCUCGCCCCCCGCCGCGCCGCCCGCGCUCUCCCUGCACCACAUGUACCGCGAGCUCUACGACUUCUUCGGCGACAGCUUGGCCGCCCGGUUCGGCACCGGUUUGCCACCGAGCGCAGGCCAACCCAACGAGGGGCCCCCCGAGGGUCCCCGCAAGGACCCCCCCAGUUUUGGGGGUGAAGGCGCGGCGCGGAAGAUGCCGCAGUUGACGGCGAGCGCCACGGUGAGCCCGCGCGAUGAGGAGGCGGUGGCGGUGGUAACGAUGGCGACGCGCCCGGUGCUGCACCGCACCGCCAGCCUCCCCCGGCCCCGCGGGGCUCCCCGGCAGCCCGGCCACCGGCCCGGUCCCCGUGAUGUGUUCCAGAAGUGCCGCUUCGCACCGCGCGGGGCCCCCCGGUUCAGCUUCGUCAUCGCCGGGCGCCAGGCGGGGCGGCGCUGCCAGGGCCGCCGCUUCCAAACCAGCUUCCCCCAGCACCACGGGCCCGGGCACGUGUCCCGGUACGCACAGAAGCUGCCCAUGAUCGGGCGCAGCCCCCGGCCCGCGCGGCGAUGGCCUCGUGCUGAGUAUUCGCUGCAUCUCCUGUUGUGAGC
Neopsephotus bourkii (Bourke's parrot) is the source of this 1871-nucleotide messenger RNA. RefSeq names its product TAF6-like RNA polymerase II p300/CBP-associated factor-associated factor 65 kDa subunit 6L. The transcript is spliced from 10 exons. Gene Ontology annotation, cellular component: transcription factor TFIID complex; SAGA complex; SLIK (SAGA-like) complex. Gene Ontology annotation, molecular function: RNA polymerase II general transcription initiation factor activity; protein heterodimerization activity; transcription coactivator activity. The record is from RefSeq and is a predicted model, not a curated record. Gene Ontology annotation, biological process: transcription initiation at RNA polymerase II promoter; RNA polymerase II preinitiation complex assembly. Lineage: Eukaryota; Metazoa; Chordata; Aves; Psittaciformes; Psittacidae. Bases 1 to 1869 code for a protein of 622 amino acids.